This is a messenger RNA of Laccaria bicolor S238N-H82, 1959 nucleotides long. RefSeq lists its product as uncharacterized. The transcript has 4 exons. The record is from RefSeq and is a predicted model, not a curated record. Bases 1 to 1959 code for a protein of 652 amino acids. Lineage: Eukaryota; Fungi; Basidiomycota; Agaricomycetes; Agaricales; Hydnangiaceae.
AUGCCCGAUCAAGCUGAAAUCAUACCAGAUCCAACACUCAUCGACGUGUCAACCGAAAACACACUAGUCACUAUGAUCCCUCGUCACAAGUUCACUUUUCCACCCUGGCCAGCACCUCCAGAAGGCGUCACCAUCAUGUCCUUCAAAAAUUUCAAGCAACGCGGCAUACAGAUCGUACCAGGCCAAUACGAGGAGGAGGUCGAUACCCUUGGCAUCAUAACCGUCGCCGUCAAAACCAGGCAUAGCAAUGAUGUAUGCAAGACGAACACCAAGAGGAAGAAGAGGGCAGAAGAAAACGCGAAGAAGGCUGCUGCUGGCAUCAAGAAGGAUCUCUGGGAGGAAUGGGAGGACAAAGAGAGCACAAGGAUGACUACCGCUCAUGUGCAUAUUACGAGUAGCGAAAAAAUACAGCAGGCUGCUGCUGACUUUAGGUCUGGUCGUCCAUGGCCAAAAACCAUCGACUCACAGCACAACCCCGAACGCAUUUGGCAUCAGUUUCUCAACUUUUGCGGUUUGGGCGACAAUGCACCCCAACCCAAGAAGAAACUCCACAUCAAGGCCUUCAAAGCGGAUGGCGAUGAUGACGAUGAUGACUUUUCCGACGAUGACAAUGGGGAGCUGGCAGACGCCAACGUUAAAGAGCGCAAGAUAUCAUCAUUCGUAGAUGAUCCAGAAACGACCAUCAAGAUUUUCAUGUCGUCUUAUUCCAGACACAAAGGUCUCAUCUGGGCCGAGGAUAACCUCAAAGCAAUCCCAAGACUCAUGGGUUUCUGGAUCGACUUUCUCCUUCGAAACAAAGUUUUCCCGUCCUCCGAGGUCGGCAAACUCAAGCGAGCAAAAGACGUCACCACCCUCGCGCUCAAAGAAUACCCUCUGACAGCCAAGAUAUCCAAAAUCAUCCCAGAUGAGUUCAGCGCUGGAUGCAACGAAUGCUGGGGUACCAAAGCUGAUGGGUACAAGACCCUUACAUUAGAUCUCCCUCCUGCUCCUCCUGCCCCGGUUGUGCCUGCAGAAGACACUGACGUUACCAUGUCCAGUGGACAUAUCACCGAAGUGGCAGACACGGAAACCUCUGCAGCUACGGAAGCUAGUACGACCACGGAAAUACCCGACGAGAGUGGAUGGGGCGCCAAUAGCGCAUCAGCCUGGCCUGGAGCUGACGACGGAGGCUGGGGAACAACAACCAACUCGUCUGGCUGGGGAACAAUCGACACCUCCGACUCUGCAGGCUCAAUCUGGAGUAACAGCAACACCAUUCAACCAGGUGGUAAAGAACCCACAACAGACGACUUCAUCUGGAGCUCCUCCAAACCCACGUCCCUCCUCCCCCUCCUGGGACCUACCGCUCUCCCUCUAACACACGUACCAGGGAUCGUAGAGUCCUCGAUGCGUCGCGUGAAGAGCAUUAAUUUACCACCACAAACAGUGGCUACUGCCCCCGUCUCUGAAGGAGGGCCAGACGCAGAGGCCGUGGAGCUAGAGCUGGAGAAGCGGUUUGCGAGGGUUGUGUUGAGCCCUUGGUUGGACUGGGAUGGGGGGGAGAUUCCGGCGUUUUCGAAACCCAGGAUAUUGGAGUCGAGUGUUGGGGAGGUCGUUGACCCGCUUUCCUCUGCCCCUUCUCCUCCCCCUGUUCAAGCUGGGACUACUGCAAAGAAACCACACGAUCCCUUGACGGACGACAUCACUGUCCUUCUCAAACUCUCGACUGCGCAGGAGUUGAGUGAGGGUGUGGGGUUAGCUGGGACUUGGGUCCAGCUCGUGCGCGUGCCCAAGGUUGUCCAUGCUGAUGCUGAGAGGGGAGAAGGGGGCGAGCCACCGGCGAAGAAGAAGAAGAAAUCGAAGAGCAAGUCGAGUGCGGCGUUGAAGAAGGGGGGGUAUUGGUAUGUUGAUGAUUUGACUGUUACUGUUCCGAGUUUUUGGGCUGUUGUUGGUGCCGCGAAAGAGGAGGUUGAAACUUGA